Chaetura pelagica (chimney swift) is the source of this 582-nucleotide messenger RNA. RefSeq names its product Spi-C transcription factor (Spi-1/PU.1 related) (gene SPIC). Gene Ontology annotation, molecular function: DNA-binding transcription factor activity, RNA polymerase II-specific; sequence-specific DNA binding. Gene Ontology annotation, cellular component: nucleus. The record is from RefSeq and is a predicted model, not a curated record. The transcript has 3 exons. Gene Ontology annotation, biological process: cell differentiation; regulation of transcription by RNA polymerase II. NCBI's taxonomy places the organism in Eukaryota, Metazoa, Chordata, Aves, Apodiformes, Apodidae. Bases 1 to 582 code for a protein of 193 amino acids.
AUGAACCUUGAAACAUUUGCACGAGUGAGGAACAUUACCCGUAUUUUUCCUGAGCAAGACGUACUGGGCCAGGCUUUUGAAGACGCACUUGAAGUCCUGCAGCAACACUCUGACAGAGACAUGCAGAGCUCACCAGGCAGAAAAAAACUUCGACUGUUUGAGUACCUCCAUGAGUCCCUGUAUGAUCCAGCAAUGGCAAACUGCAUCCAGUGGGUAGAUAAGCCCAAUGGUGUCUUCCAGUUUGUCUCCAAAAACAAGGAGAAACUAGCAGAACUGUGGGGAGAAAGAAAGGGAAACCGCAAGAUCAUGACAUAUCAGAAAAUGGCCAGAGCACUGAGGAAUUACGGAAGGACAGGUGAAAUAAUUAAAAUUCGAAGGAAGUUGACGUACCAGUUCAGUGCUGUUGUUUUGCAGAGACUUGCUCCAUCUUACUUCUUGGGAAAAGAAACAGUUUGCCAUCCCUAUAUUCAGUCCAAUCAAGAAUAUCAGUGUGCAGAUGACUGGAUUAGUUACAAUAAUUACAUGUAUAACAACAGUUAUGCAUUACAGCAUGCUAAACAGCUGGACAUGUCUUUCACAUAA